Molecule: messenger RNA, 735 nt
Organism: Fraxinus pennsylvanica
Lineage: Eukaryota; Viridiplantae; Streptophyta; Magnoliopsida; Lamiales; Oleaceae
Source: the annotation of a GenBank genome assembly
AUGAAGAAACCUGAGCCUGCAAUUGGAACUUCGAAUACAAUCAGAUUCGAUGAUGCGGACAGCCAUGAAUCUUCCGAAGAUGAGGAGGAGAUUGAGAGGGAGCUUGCUGAUGUGACAUUCGAAGAGCUGCUGAGAGCGCGGUCUGAUGGAUCAGAGAUGGUGUACAGGAAGCCCAACUCAGAGAAAACGAGCAGCCGAGCAAAUAAGAACAGGCCUAUGGAGAUGAGCAGUAAGAAGCCGGUGAGCAGAUUAAGAGAAGUCGUCCAAGUUCCUAAAAAAGUGGCGCGUGAUCCUCGUUUUGAAUUAUUGUGCGGCGAACUAGAUUUAGAAAGGUUUAAGAAGAGAUAUGAUUUUAUCUAUAAGAAUGAAUUGCCUGCUGAAAAAGAGGCACUAAAGAAAAAGAUGAAAGAAGAAAAAGACCCAGAAGUCAUAAAUGAGCUUAAGAAUCGUAUAGCUCAGAUGGAUAGAGAAUCGAAGUCUAGAGGAACAAAGCGUACCGAUAAGGAAAUUAUAUCCGAGCACAAGAAGAAAGAGAGAGAAGCUGCAAAGAAAGGGAAACGACCUUAUUAUCUGAAAAAAUCUGAUAUUAGGAAGCAAAAGCUUAUCCAGAAGUACGAGGAACUCAAGGGGGCUGGCAAACUCGAGUCUUUUCUUGACAAAAGGAGGAGGAAGAAUGCUGCAAAAGACCACAGAUACAUGCCAUAUCGACGUCCUGCAGAGCAAGGAAGCGAGUAA